UAUUUCUUUUUUCUUUAUGCGAUAGACAUUUUUCCAAAAUAUUUUUUCAACAAAAAAUCAAAAAUACUACAAGAAAAAUUACAAAUUAGAUCGAUUGAAAUACUAUUAUUGAUUCAUUAAAUCCUUAUAAUGGAUAAAAAAUCAAAAGAAGCUCUGCGUCGCUAUAAAAAAGCCCGAGCUGCUCAAUCCAGUUCGGACAGUUCAAGUAGUUCCGAUUCAGAUUCUGGAUCCAGUAGUGGAUCAUAUUCCUCAUCGAGCUCUGAAAAGAAACCCGGCCAUCGUAAAAAGAAAGCUCGUGAUAGUAGUUCAUCGGGCGAUGAACGUCGCAAACGUGACAAAGGCCAUUCUUCGUGCCAUCAAAAGAAACUCGAAGCAAAACGUAAUCAUUUGAAGAGAAAAUUACGCGAAGCUAAGGCUGCCAAGAAAAGAGCUCUUGGCACAAAUGCAGUUCGCCGUGCAAGUCCUGGGAAAGUCAAAGUUCCCGGCGAAAAGAAACACGUUCGAACUGACAGCAAAGAACGACUCCGUCACGCUGCUGAGCGGGAGAAAAUGCGUGCACGGGAACGUGAACGUAUUCGGAGUCGUUCACCAAGAACUUUGGCCAAAUUAGAGGCAAAAAUGAGGGCAAGAAAAUCGCCAGUUGCCGCAGUUUCACGGCAUCAAUUAUCGCCUCGUGAGAAGAUCAUUAUUCAAACAAGAACUCGUGAAAGAACUCCCGAGAGAAAACGGGAUUUGAAAAUGCGACUAGACGAUUCACGAGAACGUGAACGUAGAGACCGAGAACGAGCAGAAAGAGAAGCCGAACGGCAAAAGGAGCGUGAGGAAGCUCUUGCUAGAUGUCAGGAACGUCAACGAGAAAGGGAAAGAUUGGCCAGGGAGAAAUUGCGUCGUGAGAAAGAGAAGGAAUAUGCUGAGAGGGGAGGUGAACGAUUGAUUCCACGACCAGCUGAAAGGGAAAUGGCUUUGGCACAAGCCAGAGGAUAUGGCAGUCGUGAACGUUCGUUGGAAGAUGAGGGCAGGCUUCGUCAUUCUCACGCUAGUCGAAUUAGGGAUCCGGCUUAUGAAAGGGAGCGGGAGUAUUUGGCUGCCGAACAUCAUCGAGUGCCCGUUUUGGAGCGUGAUGAGAGAAGGGAACGAGAGUACCUCGUCAUUAGACGGAGAGAAGUUCUUAGUCCAGGACAUUACAGAGACGAGAGGGAUUUGUACUCCGAGGAGGAAAGAGCUGCCUACGCACGGGCAUAUGCAGAAGAAGAGCGUCGUCGUGACCCCAGAUGGGAUCCAAGAGAACUGGAACUUCUAAAUGACCGUGAGCUUGAGAAGCUUUAUCCACCCGUACGACGUGGCGAAGACUGGCCCGAAGACGAUCGAUGGGAUGAGAAGAACUGGGGACGCAGCAAGUCAAACCGUCCCCCAUCCGAGCCCGACUGGGACGCCGAAGAGUUUGCUGGUGGUUCCCGUCAGCUUUGGGAAGAGGCACGUGAAAAGCGAGAACGUGAACGCGCAUUAGACCAUGUGCAGUCGCCCAGUUCGGGUCGAUCCGGACGUUGGCCACAACAGGAUUGGGCUCGUGGACAUCCACAGGCCGGUGAAUCGGGCAGUAGCCAUCGCAAAGGAGCCAACUACCGGCAUAGUGGUGCCCCGCUCGACUAUAUGCACGAUCGUCAGAAAUUUCGACCACAUCCACCGCCACUGAUGGCUAUUCACAGUGGAUAUCAUCCACCAACACGGCAAUUCCCAUCCAAACGACAAAUGACCUACACAAACCCAAACUUGAAGAAGAAACUCGGUGGUCCACCAACAACUCCAGGAGGAACUGCAAUUCCAUCAUUGCUGGCACUACCCCCAAUACCUCCGCCAUCAAUCAGUGAAUUGGUUGCAGCUGAAAAAGAACAACAGCCUUUGAUGAUGGAAAUUAAUGAACCAAUUCCAACUAUGAUCCUUCCUUCGGUCAUUCCCGAGGAAGAGCCCAAGAAUGUUGAAGAAGUCGAAAAACCUGAACCAGAAGUUAAGGUGACGCCUAUCGAGCAAGCAAAUGAAGAAGUAAAAGAUCCUGAAGUCAAAGUUGAAGAACAGGCUUUGCCUGAAACUCCUUCCGAAACUGAGCCUGUUCCAGUUAAGGAAAAUGAAUCAUCAUCGGAGGCAACUCCCACCACUGAAGCAGUUGAAGAGCAAGCUCCAAUUGAUGCUCCUACUGAUGUUGCAGCUGCUCCUGCUGUUCCAACAGAAGAAAAUCCAGUAGAAACCGAGCCUGUUCCCGAUGAUCUAAGUGAGAUCUCGGACAGCGAUGAUGAAAUUCUAGACAAAUUAGAAGAAAGUAAGCCUGCAAUUGAUCCAUCCUCUGCUGAGGCAAAUGGAGAUGUUCCAUCGGAAAAUCCAAUUACUGGAAGUCCAAUGAAAGAUGCUGGCAAUGAAGAUUCCAAACCAGAAGUAAUGGAUGAUGAUUUGUUGGAUUUUGAGGAAAUUUCCGAUGGUGAGCUGGAAGAGGAUUCGCGUACUAAAGGUGUUGGUGAUGCAUUGGGAGUUGAUUGGGCAUCACUUGUCAAAGAAGCCAAAGUUCCAGCAUUGCAUGGGGCAGAGCGGACAACUGCUAAAGAGAAGUGGCAGGCACAUAGAAUUAUUCUGGAUGUGGGUAUAUCGCUGAAAAUGGCUGGUGAAGAAUUUGGCAAAAGAAUUUUGACCGAAGCCAAGGAGAAGUUAAAUGCAGAAUUAGGUGAGACGAAACCAAUUAAAAUGGAAAUCAAAGAAGAGAUGACUGAAGAGGCUGCUGCAUCGGAAGAAAGUGGCGAUGACAAAAAUAAGAUCAAAAUAGAAUCAAAAAUGGAAGGAACCGGAGGGGAGACUUUUGAUGUUAAUCGUAUAAAUCCUUUGGCAUGUGCACAGGUUGGUGAGCGGGUCAAGCUGGCAGCAAAGCAAAGUUUAAUAAUUGGUGCAUGUGGCCCAAAUAGUCGGGCUCUAAGUGCUCGAUAUGACUUGAAGUUGCGGCGCAAAUUGUGUGGUCUACCGACGUUGGAAUGUGAUUUCCGUCGUCCAGCAAGUGAGAAGAUGAAGUCUAUUGCAUUGGCACUUUUUCAGAGAACAAUGGAGGUGAAGUAAGGGCAUAAGAUUUAUUGAAUGCUAUUAGUAAUGGACACAUUUAUAAUUUUGUUGUUCUGAGUAUUUAGGGGGACAUGUAUUAAUUAAUAAAUAAAAUUAAGAUUGAUGUGUAAUGAAA
This is a messenger RNA of Episyrphus balteatus (marmalade hoverfly), 3211 nucleotides long. RefSeq names its product fl(2)d-associated complex component (gene Flacc). The transcript is spliced from 2 exons. The record is from RefSeq and is a predicted model, not a curated record. Lineage: Eukaryota; Metazoa; Arthropoda; Insecta; Diptera; Syrphidae. Bases 130 to 3093 code for a protein of 987 amino acids. Gene Ontology annotation, cellular component: RNA N6-methyladenosine methyltransferase complex.